AUGGCUGAAAAAUCACGCGCUAAUGACUAUGAGAUUAUUGGAGAUCUCGAUAAGUCUAGAAACCUCUUAAAAGUUGUUAGGAAAUGUAAUAUUUAGGCAGCUGACAAUAGCACUUAUGCUAUGAAAGUGGUUAAAAUCCCUCAAUCUGAGAAAAGAAAUCAGCAGGAAUUAAUAAAUGAAGUGAAAAUCUUGACAAACUUAAAGCAGCAGGAUUCAUUUAGAUAUUUUGACUCCUUUUUUGAGAAAAAUACUUUGCAUGUGGUAUAGAUUUUUCACUUUAAUAGAUCAUUAUUGACCGUCUGCUCAUUUUAAAGGUAGUAUUUCGAAAUAUCAGUUUUUUUGAUAAGCCAAAACGAAUUUUAAGAAGCCUAAUUAGUCUUUAUUUAGACCCUAUUUUUUCAGACUUGUAUUUUGAAUGACCAUAGCGAUCUAUUACGGUGGAUAAGAUAUAAUGGAAUUAAAUGAAAAAAGUGAUCUAAGUAAUCAAAUAAAAUCCCAAAUAGAAGGAAAUCAAUUAAUUCACCUUUGCUUAAGACAGAAGCGAGCCAGAGAAUCUCUUUCUAAAAUCAGAGAUAACUUGCCUGACAUAAGUGAAUUAAAAAGACCAAAAAUAGAAAGAAGUAAAGCUUUUUAUUGGGGAAAUUUUAAGAGUAUAAUUUAUGCACACCAUAAUAGAUCGCUGCGUUCCAGGAGAAUACCAGCACCAAAAAAAUAUCGUACAGGACACUUUUCUUAUAUAGAGUCUCAGUCUGAUUAGGCAUAAACGGAGAUUUGCCAUUUUCUUUACACUUUUCAAAAAAACUGGCAGGUGCAAAUUUAUUUUAAAAAUUAAAAUGCAUGGUCAAUUAUGGUCUAAAAAUUGUCAGGGGCUAUAGGUAUGUGAGGUCUUCAAGCAACGAGAGAAAUGAUAACAGAUGAAGAGAAGAUUUGCCAGUGGUAGAAAUUGGCAAUAAAAAUCAAGAAGAAUCUGAAGGGAGCCUGGAAUCAUGGAAAAAGAAGAAUUUAAAUCAAAGUUGUGUUGAAGAAGUUAUAGUAAAUAAAAGAGAUAUCCGAACCACUCAUGAAAUGGAAAAUCCAAUAAAUGAAUUACAAAAAGAUCAACAAACAAUAAAAGCUUCAAAUAUUUUUUACCCAUCAUUUUUUGUUCAUAAUCCUAAUUCACGCUUCAAUAAAAAUUAACUUCUAUAUAUUAAAAAAAAUUCUAUAAUAAGCAUUCAAAUAAUCGUUUUUUUAAUCCUAUGGCAUUCAGGAGAGUAAAGAAAUUCCAAUAGAAGACUCAGGCUUUGUUGAUGACAAUGAUGAGCUUAUAAAUAUCGAAAGCGAUGCAACUCCAACAUUUAAUAAACAGCCAAGCACUAUCCAAUCAUUUUUUGCUCCAGAUUCUAUUCAAACUCAAGCCUCAACGCUAACAAAAGAUUCGGAGCUUAAGCUAAAACCUAUUCAAGGCACAUCGUCGAUACCAAUAAAUCAAUCAGUUUCUCCAUCAUUUUUUACCCAAAGCCAAAAAGAAACUAUUUUUAGUCCUCCAGAAGAAAAAUCUUUAGAAAGCAAGCCAAUAAAUUGCCAACCCCCAAAAAAUUCAGUGCCUUUAUGCCCAUCAUUUUUUGUACAAAAUCCUCAAGAGGUUCCAAUUGAAGACUCUGGGUUUGUUGAUGAGUCCAGCAACGAUUCAUCAAAAAUCCAAGAAAAUGCUUCUCCAGCUCAAAAUAAAACAGAUACCCAAGAAAAUAAAGGCAGUCUAUUUCAAUCUCCAAUUCAAAGCUCAUUUAAACCCCUAUUUGAGAAAAAGCCAAACCCUUUAACAGUUGGAAAGCCCCAAAUAAUAGAUAAAAAUUUGCAGAGUCCUAUUUUCACUAAAACAACUUCUUUGCCUUUAUAUACAAAAACAGCUCCCCUUUCUCUAUUCUAAUUAAAACUGUAUAGUAAAAAAUCAUUAUUAUUUAUAUAAUUUUAAUAUUCAUAUUAAUAAGUAUAGGUACAAAAACGAGCUCUCUGCCUUCAUUUUUCGUAACUAAUCCUUCAAGUGAAAUUCCUUUAGAAGACCCUGGAUUUAUGGAUGAUGCAGAUGAAAAUUCUGAAAAAGAAAUUGAAGAAAAUCCUCCAAAGCUUGAUAAUAAGCUUUCAUUAUUCAAUCCAUCACCAAUAAGCUCGCAGGUUAAAUCAAUAUUUGACAAAUCAUCUGAAAAUAAAGCAGCUAGUCUAUUUGGAGGAUCUUUGUUCACCCAAACAAAUCAAGACUCUCAGCCUAAGCUGUCAUUGCUUUCAUCCCAAACAGCAGAAACCAAAUCCUUGUUCGAUAAAUCUGCCCCAUCAUUAUUUUCAACUCAAGCAGCAGCAACCAAAUCCUUGUUCGAUAAACCAGCCCCAUCAUUAUUUUCAUCUCAAAAUCAAGGAACUAAAUCUUUGUUUUCAGCUCAGCCUAUAUCUGAUAAGCCUUCUUCAUCGCUUUUUCCAACUCAGCCUAUAUCUGAUAAGCCUUCCUCAUCGCUAUUUUCAGCUCAAAAUACUUCCGAUAAAGCAGCCCCUUCAUUAUUUUCAGCUCAGCCUACAUCAGAUAAGCCUUGCUUAUUUGCAAACCAAUCUACGUCUGAUAAAGCUGUUUCACUAUUUUCAAAUAAAGAAACUAAAUCUUUAUUUGACAAAAAUUCUUCAUUUUCUGCUCAAAAGUCAAUAUUUGAUAGUACACCAACUCAAAAAAAAGAAGAAAAAUCUUUAUUUGGCCAAACACCACUUAACCAAAAACAGGAACCUGGAUCUUUAUUUGGCAAUUCUUCUACUGCAGCAAACAAUCAAAAUCUUAUAUCAGCUGCCAAGCCACAAGCAAAUAAUCAAACUUCUUCAUUUUUCGUCCAAAAUGUAACAGCUGAUAUACCAUUUGAUGACCCAGGCUUAAUAAUUAAAUAUGGCGCUUCAGCUUAGACAUGGCCUCCCGGCCAUGCAACCUCAGGCAAAUAUUUAAUUAUAUCCGGCAAGGUUUUACCAAGCUGGAAAUGAACAGCCUUUUUGCCGACAGUCGUCCAGAAAAUCCAUUUUUUUGAUUUUUCUGUGCAGACAACCUCGUCGCUGCAGCCUGAAGCAAGGCCCGGGAAUUCGUAGUCUGCCCACUCAGCACUGGAGCCCAAUGGAAGUAGCAAGGAGGAAGUGACGGCCAGGCAAUCCGCCUUUUCGGCAAUCGGAAGUAGACGCUACCACAGAAUGAAUCCCCUGGUGAGAUCUCGGUAACCGAGUUAGCAAAGUGGACUCAAACCACCCAAUAAGUUAAGUUAAGAUGACCCAGGCUUUGCUGAUGAUUCAAAUCCAAAUUCUGAAGAUGGCGAAGGAAUUGAAGAGUCUAAACCUUCUGGCCCACAAAAUUCAUUAUUUGGGCAAAGAGUAGAAAUAUCAACUACAAGUUCUCCAUUUAAGAAUAUUUUUGAAGCAAAGACUGAUGAGAAACCUAAAGGAGGGUCACUUUUUGAUAUUAAAAGUGAGGGAAAAUCUACAGGAGGAUCACUUUUCGAUUUAAAAUAUGAUGAGAAGCCUAAAGAAGGGUCACUUUUUGAUAUUAAAAGUGAGGGAAGAUCUACAGGAGGAUCACUUUUCGAUUUAAAAUAUGAUGAGAAGCCUAAAGAAGGGUCACUUUUUGGUAUAAAAAAUGAAAAUAAGCCUAUAGAAGGGUCACUCUUUGGUAAAAAAAAUGAUGAGAAACCUAAAGAAGGGUUACUUUUUGGUAUAAAAAAUGAAGAUAAACCUACAGAAGGGUCUCUUUUUGGUAAAAAAAAUGAUGAGAAACCAAAAAUGCCUAUUUUUGAAGAAAAAAGACCUGAAAUGAGUCUCCAAACUCCAACUUUUCGAGCUGAAACUCAAAGCAGCCCACAAGUGUCCUCAUUUUUUGUAUCAAAUCCUACCUCUGAAAUACCUUUACUCCCCCUACGUGAACGAAAAAAUAAAUUUUGCUAUUUUUUUUUUAAAAAAAUUUAUAUAUAAUUUUUUAAAAAUUUAAAUAUCCAAAUUCGCAAAAAAUUGGAAAGCAAAUAUUUAUUUAAUUUGUAAAAUUUAUUUAUGUUUUAAAAUGCAAGCUCUUUAAAAUUAAACAGGAUUAGCUACAGAUUUCAUUAUACUAACUAUAAUUAUAUGUCAAAAAAAAAAAUUAUAAAAUUAUUCUAUAUUAAAAGGAUUUUGCAAUCGCUUUUCUUGUUCACGGAGGGAGGAGUUAGAAGACCCUGGAUUUUUAGACCAAGACUCUGAAAAAGAUUCAUCUGAAGCCCAAAAAGAAGCAUCUCCACAAGAACCUAAAUUAUCCUUAUUUAAAGGAGUGCCUCAGCCAGCCCCUCCAUCAAAUUCUCUAUUAAAAUCAAUUUUUGAAAAAAAACCUGACGAAAAGAGCACCUCUUCUAAUAGCUCUUUGCCUAAAACAAACGCUUUUCCAUCAUUUUUUGUUGCAAAUCCUAUUGCAGAAGUCCCUAUAGAAGAUCCAGGCUUUUUAAAGCAUUCUAAUGAUAAUUCAGCUGAUGAAGAUGCAGCAGAAACGGUAAAGCCAAUCGCAAAACCAUCAUUAUUUGGGACUCCUAUGCCGAACGAAAAGACUACUCCUAUAGCGUCAUUAUUUGGAGGCUUUUUUAAAAAUCCUGCACAAAUGCAAAGCACAGCGGCAUCUCAGUCACUUUUCUCACCAUCGAAUAUUACACAAAUCCCAUACAAAUUUAGUACUCCAGGAAAUCCAAUUCAAAUGAAACCGGGUACAUUUUCAUCAUUUUUUGUAGCAAAUCCUCCUGCAGAAAUUCCUUUAGAAGAUCCAGGAUUUGCUGAAGACUCAGAUAAGGAAGAGCCAGAAGCGUCUUAA
Molecule: messenger RNA, 4822 nt
Organism: Blepharisma stoltei
Lineage: Eukaryota; Ciliophora; Heterotrichea; Heterotrichida; Blepharismidae
Source: the annotation of a GenBank genome assembly